Messenger RNA from Balaenoptera musculus (blue whale), 1306 nucleotides. RefSeq names its product glycerophosphodiester phosphodiesterase domain containing 3 (gene GDPD3). The coding region runs from base 323 to 1249 and encodes 308 amino acids. The record is from RefSeq and is a predicted model, not a curated record. Lineage: Eukaryota; Metazoa; Chordata; Mammalia; Artiodactyla; Balaenopteridae. Gene Ontology annotation, cellular component: endoplasmic reticulum membrane. The transcript has 10 exons. Gene Ontology annotation, molecular function: phosphatidylcholine lysophospholipase A1 activity; phosphoric diester hydrolase activity. Gene Ontology annotation, biological process: glycerophospholipid catabolic process.
AUUCCCCAGUGUGGCCACGGAGAGAGGGAUUCUGGGGUGUGUGGAGGGCCUGGGGGUCCGCGGGCCAGAGCUGCCUGGCCUCUACUCCUGCCUCUACCCCAGCCCAGCUGAGCCCUGCAGUCUGGCCUCAGGCCAGAAGCAGGCUCAGCAGGUCCCAAGGGGUGUGGUGGCAGCCGGCGGUGGAGCCAGCCUACAUCGGCCAGGCAGUCAGCGAGGCUACACAGUGCAUCGGGAAUGGCUCAGCUUGCGGCAGCCAGAGCCUGAAGAAGCAGCGCGGCCAUGAGCCCUCUGCUGUACUACGCCCUUCCCGCCCUGAGCAGCUAUGUCAUGCUCUCCAUCUUCUUCCUGCGCCGGCCUCGCCUGCUGCAUACGCCAUGGGUUUCAGCCUUCUGUCCCCGCCUGGGGGCCCACCGGGGAGCUGCCCCACACAGGAUCUGGAGAGCGCCUGGAGAACACCAUGGAGGCCAUGGAGAACGCCAUGGCCCAGAAAGCCGACCUCCUGGAGCUCGACUGCCAGCUGACUCGGGAUGGCGUGGUGGUGGUGUCACACGACAAGAACCUGUACCGCCAGUCAGGCGUGAAUAGGGAUGUGGGCAGCCUGGACUUUGAGGAGCUGCCCCUCUACAAGGAAGAGCUGGAGGUUUACUUCUCGCCGGGCCACUUUGCACACGGGUCAGACAGGCACAUGGUGCGUCUGGAGGACGUGUUCCGGAGGUUCCCGUGGACGCCCAUGAGCUUGGAAGUCAAAGAGCAAAAUGAAGAGCUCAUUCGCAAGAUAGCGGGCCUGGUGAGGCACUAUGAACGCGAUGAAAUCACCAUCUGGGCCUCGGAGAAGAGCUCAGUCAUGAAGAAGUGCAAGGCCGCUAACCCCGAGAUGCCCACCGCCUUCACAAUAAGCCGAGGAUUCUGGGUGCUGCUGCUCUAUUACCUGGGGCUGCUGCCCUUCAUCUCGAUCCCUGAGAGGUUCCUCAUCUCUUUCCUGCCCACCAUCAUCAACAGGACCUACUUCCCAUUUUCCUGCUCUGGGCUGAAUCAGCUGGCGGCUGUGGUUUCCAAAUGGCUUAUCAUGAGGAAAAGUCUGAUCCAACACCUGGAGCAGCGAGGGGUGCAGGUGGUAUUUUGGUGCCUUAACGAAGAGUCAGAUUUUGAAGUGGCCUUCCGCCUGGGGGCCACUGGCGUCAUAACUGACUACCCGACAGCCCUGAGGCGCUACCUGGACCACCAUGGACCACCUGCCCUGGCCUCCUAACCCAGAGGUGCUCACCCUCUCCUCUAUUUCUCUUCCCCAAUAAAUGUAUUCUCUUCA